AUGGCUGAUCAACAACCGGGCCCCCAACCACCUCCCCCCGCGGCUGGCGCCACAUCGUUUCGGAAUCCCGAUCUGCACCCUCUCGUAAAGAUCGAAGGCGGCAAACCGGUUCGGUUCUAUCAUCGCUAUUCGCCUAUAUUACCAACCGAGACGGACUGCGUGCGCCAUGUCUAUCUACUCCACCAACAGCCCGCCGACUCCGAAACUGAUAUAAACGCCAAUUCGCUCGGCGAGCGUACUCCAGCGCCGGAGCCUGAGAUCUUACCACCUGAUAGGCAGACACCGGAGGACGUAUACAUCUCCAAGGAUGAAGCUAUUCUCGAUUUGUUGGCUCCUGUGCACGUCCUAGAGUUCAGGACAAAUGAAGGGAUGCAGCACGCGACACUUACCGAUGGCAUCAACCGGCUCCCAUCCGAGAUGGUACCCACAAAGCAGCUGGUAGACGACAUCUCCGACGACGAGUCCCCAGCUCCAGUCCCUGGUCCUGGUUGGAUUACGGGCAAUGGAACCAGGCCUACCCUCUCCCUCCUCGCCAUAAGAAAUCCGCGGCGAUUUCGUCUGAUGGUAUCAAUUCCACACCUCACCUUCGGAGGCAAUGUUGCGACAAACCCUACGCUCGAGGAGUACCGCAACAGUAUCGCGGAGUUGAGGUCACACGCGUUUACACAUGUUGGCACGAGCGGAGAUGCUCGGAAUGGUCCAAUCUUCGUCCAUCGGUCGGAAUUCAUGGUGAUAAACAGUGACAUGAUCGUGAUGGCCCGUACGGCGAGUAACGAGCAGUCCAGUCCAUUGCCAUUCUUUCCAUAUCAACAUCGCGUGAGCGCACUGCACCUGCUCGUCCAUAUGAUCGGCACGGCCCUGCAAUUCUCGAGUGGAGAUGUCCUCGACAACCUCCGGAGAACGUCAUGGGACCUGGUACACAUCACUCACAGCCACGCCCGAAACGCUGCCAUCGCCGUUGCUAAUAGAACCAAGAGCGAUAGGGUCCACAUCCACGUCUCGGAAGCGCCCUACUACCAGGAUGCCGUGGAGGCACUGGACGUAAUGAAAGCACACUUGACGGCAGGUGAAAGGCUAGGCAUCGAGCUCGCCUCAUACAUCUCCAACCUGUGUGCCAUCCAACACCUUACUCAAGCACAACUGCAGGUCCUCGCGGAUUUGGCAGAGAUAAUUAGUAACAACGCGCCGGACGUAUACGACAAGGGUUACAACCAGAAUAUUAUUCGGCUACCAUUUGUGUUGCAGAAGGGCAAACAUAAUAUCAUUCUUAUGGAUGCAAUCAAGAUGGUGAUUGGGGAGCGGAAGGAGUUUGAGGAGCAGGUUAAGUGGUUACUAGAGGUGGCGAAGCAGGCGCAGAAGUCUGUUACACGCAAGAAUAACUCUCCAGAUAACCGACAUGUUAGAAAGAAAUCCAUUGUGAUUCAUCACGUUAAGGAGUUGUUGUCCAGCGGUGGCACUAUUGCCCGAGAUGAUUCGAGAACUAUUCAGGGUCACCUUGCGAAUUUGUUUAAGACCCAAACCGAAGUCCAGGACACUACGAAGCGCCAUGCUGAGGAGGCCAAGAUGAACGCACGAACGAUGUCGAUGUUUACUUUGGUUACCACGAUCUUUCUGCCUUUGACUUUCUUUACUUCGUACUUUGCACUUAACCCGGGUGACAAAACUGUCAAGUCACAUGCCGACUUUUGGAAAAUUGCUACGGUACCGACGUUUGCGUUUGCGGCGACUACGUUGUACAUAAUCCUGCGCAAGAAGUAUCACAGUGGUGAAUACGACGAUGAUACUCGUUGGUUUGUACGGCUGCUGCAAAAGCUACACAAAAGAAAUCCCUGA
Tricharina praecox is the source of this 1833-nucleotide messenger RNA. RefSeq lists its product as uncharacterized. The record is from RefSeq and is a predicted model, not a curated record. Bases 1 to 1833 code for a protein of 610 amino acids. Lineage: Eukaryota; Fungi; Ascomycota; Pezizomycetes; Pezizales; Pyronemataceae. The transcript is spliced from 6 exons.